Molecule: messenger RNA, 528 nt
Organism: Strongylus vulgaris
Lineage: Eukaryota; Metazoa; Nematoda; Chromadorea; Rhabditida; Strongylidae
Source: the annotation of a GenBank genome assembly
AUGGGAAUUCGAAAUGCAGACGAUCUGUUCUUUGCUGCGCAAGAAAAAGUUACGUGUGUUAGCCUUUUUGCACCUAUUGACAAUGAAGAAUUGAUUGAUUUUGGCUCUGAUUCUGACGAAGAAUCCUCGUCACUGUCAUUUCGUGGUCGGAGUCGCAAGAAGAAACGAACGAUAAACAGCCGACCUCUAGAUCGAACACCGUCCUCGUCUCCCCCUCCCUAUACUAAUUGCAACUAUAGAAGCUUUAAAGCAAAAUGCGGGAAUUCCUUAUCGGAACAACACCACUCACUCUCCAAUCGUAUUCUUAAGCCUUCCGCUCAGGAUUUAUGUCCAUGGAACUGCGCAAAGAAUUUGCAAUUUGUAGCGUCUUCGUUUCUGCCUUUGAAAAACGAAUGUGCUAUUGACGCAAUGUUUGUGGUGCCACGUGUCGUUGCAAAGGUACUUGGAAAAAUAUCAAUAAUCGUCAACUGCUGGGGUUUACUUUUCAUGUUCUCUGCUUAUGUUGGUCGUCACUUUCUGGAUCAAUAA